This is a messenger RNA of Lasiodiplodia theobromae, 1155 nucleotides long. Its product is annotated as PGAP1-like protein. The coding region runs from base 1 to 1155 and encodes 384 amino acids. The transcript has a single exon. The record is from RefSeq and is a predicted model, not a curated record. Lineage: Eukaryota; Fungi; Ascomycota; Dothideomycetes; Botryosphaeriales; Botryosphaeriaceae.
AUGUCAUCGACGCCCAGUUCUGCUUCCAACAAUUCCGGCCCCGCCGUUGGCGUCGCCGGCAGCGGCGGCGGCCGCACCACCUUGAAGUCGCCGCUCAUCGGCAUGCCUGCCCAGGAGCGGAAGGCGCUCGUCGACAACACCGACAAGCUCACCAUCGUCUGGACCGACGCCGACACGUCCCAGACCUUCUUCAUCUCGGACGUCCCGAAGCGCAUGCUCAUGCUCUUCAGCCCGGCCGCCGCCCGCUUCUUCCGCUCUGCCCGCGACGCGAACAACAACGGCACCGCCGCCAACAAGCCGCAGCAGAAGAACAAGCAGCCCAUCUACGACCUCGGCACCGUCGCGCAGCUCGCUCCGAGUGCCAUCAAGUACGUCAUCUCCGCGCUCGUCAGCGCCUGCCGCAUGCCCGACCACGACGACAACAGCGUCGACAGCAACGGCGACAACAACACCAACAACUCCACCGCGGCGUUCGUCAACCCCGACACCGCCUUCAUGCCACCCGCCUACCCAGAACCCUACGUCCUCCGCCACCUCAAGUGCUUCGUCGCGGCGCAGAAGCUGGGCGUGCGCUGCGUGCGCUACGCGUGGCGCGGCGCCAUCAUGGACGCGGUGCGGGCGGCCAACGUCACGGCCGACGAGUUCGUCUACAUGCACCGCGCGUUCGGCGAGGAGGGCGAGCCGCUGCUGCUGCGCCACGUGCUGCACGUCGUCGCGUACGCCGAGCUGACGGACGAGGAGGAGCACCCGGAGACGCUCAAGAUCAACAGGUACGUGUACGGUAGUCAGCCCAGCCUGGCGCCGGUCAAGAAGGCGGUGGAGGUGGAGGUGGAGAGGAAGUUGGUCGCGCGGGAGGAGGAGAGGGCGAGGAGGCAGGCGGGGUGGGAGGAGAGGGAGAGGGCGAGGAAGGAGUGGGCGGGGAGGAAGGAGAGGAGGGAGGUGGAGGAGGAGGAGAUGCAGAAGAAGGACGCUGAGCAGCUGUUGCAGAAGAAGAAGGGGGGAAAGAAGCUGACGAAGCGUGAGCGUUUGGCCAAGAAGCAGGAGAAGAUGGAGCAGGCGAGGAAUGGAGAGAGGGCUCUCACUGACAAGGAAGUCGAGGCUAUGGGCAAGCACCAUGGUCCCAACACGGCCACUGUGUUGAACAAGCUUCGCUAA